This is a messenger RNA of Vanrija pseudolonga, 1681 nucleotides long. Its product is annotated as Aspartate aminotransferase. The record is from RefSeq and is a predicted model, not a curated record. Bases 22 to 1533 code for a protein of 503 amino acids. Gene Ontology annotation, molecular function: pyridoxal phosphate binding. The transcript is spliced from 17 exons. Gene Ontology annotation, biological process: biosynthetic process. NCBI's taxonomy places the organism in Eukaryota, Fungi, Basidiomycota, Tremellomycetes, Trichosporonales, Trichosporonaceae.
CCCUCACACCCGACCGUCACAAUGGCUACACGUUUCUACGAGGUCGCUGCAGGCCAGCACACUCCCCAGCACAAGCCGAACGCGCGCCACGAACGUGACUCGGAGGCCCACAAGAUCCUCCGCCAGUACGCUGGAAACCAGCACGCGCAGAACAAGAACGAGCAGCAGGGCGAGGAGUCACUGCCUGGUGUCCGCGCACCCGGAGCGACCGGCGUCAUCUACUGCACUGACCGUGCGAUUGCGAACGGCUUCUCGUACGAGAACCAGGAGUGGGCCAACCUCGGCCAGGGUGCGCCAGAGGUCAACGCGCUCCCCGGCGACCCGCCCCGCCCCACCGUGCUCGACUUUACCAAGUAUGGCGACUUUGUGCACGAGUACGCGCCGACCGUCGGCGUCAAGGAGCUCCGCCAGGCCGUUGCGAACCUCUACAACCACCAGUACCGCCAGGGCCGCACCAGCCAAUACACGUACGAGAACGUGUGCAUUGUUCCCGGCGGCAGGGCGGGCAUGUCGCGAGUUGCGGCUGUCAUUGGCGAUGUGUACUGUGGAUACCAGAUUCCCGAGUACACGACGUACAGCGAGGUGCUGAGCGUGUUCAAGCGCCUCGUGCCUAUCCCGUCGCAUCUGCCUGCGGAGGACAAGUACAAGCUCGACAUCAACAAGCUCAAGAGUGACAUCAAGAACAUGAGUCUGAGCGUCGUCGUGAUGUCGAACCCUCGCAACCCCACCGGCCAGGUGAUCCAGGGCCAGGACCUCAAGGACGUUGUCGACCUCGGCAAGACGGGCACCACCAUCAUCCUCGACGAGUUCUACUCGUGGUACAUGUACUGGGACGACAAGGAGAAGAUUGGCAAGAGCAUCAGCGGCGCCGAGUAUGUCGACGACGUCAACGCCGACUCGGUCAUCCUCAUCGACGGCAUGACCAAGGGCCCCCGUCUGCCCGGUUGGCGUGUGUGCUGGGUCGUCGGCCCCAAGUCGCUCAUCUCGGCUGUGAGCCAGUCGGGCUCGUUCCUCGACGGCGGUGCGAACCACCCGCUCCAGAUGGCCGCUAUCCCCCAGCUCGAGCCUAGCCGUGUCCUGCAGUCCAAGAUCGCCCUCCAGAACCACUUCAAGGCCAAGCGCGACUACGUCCUCCAGCGCCUCGACGACAUGGGCCUCCCGGUCCACUGCCCGCCCCAGGCGACCUUCUACAUCUGGCUCGACCUGUCUGGCCUCGCCGCGCCGCUGGACAGCGCGCUCGUCUUCUUCGAGGAGCUGCUGCGCGAGAAGACGAUUGUCGUGCCCGGUGUAAGUGGCAUCUCCCCGCCUGCCACUGUGAUCAACCCCUCGCACCGCCGCAACCUGUUCGACAGCCCGUGCCACCACUUUGUGCGCAUCAGCUUCGGCCCGCCCCUCGAGACGCUCAAGCGCGGCCUCGACUCGAUCGAGCGCCUGCUCGACAAGCACCGCCGCGCGUCGCACCACAUCGGGCACAGCUACCGCGGCUCCGUGUCGUACGACUUCCCGGGUGUCAACCACAACACGCACAUCUGAGCGGGUUGCAGCAAAAGACGCGCCGCGCUAGCUGUGUUAGACCUGGCUCAUCUCCACCACCCUGCGUAGGGUGGACCUCUCUGGUGGAGGUGGCGCCAUUCGUUUUACGUAAAACUUUUAGUCUCGAAACUGUGAAUGUGACUUUUGG